AUGGAUGACGCCGAAUGGGACACGGUAACCGUCCAAACAUGGUCUCUCCAUUUACCAGAGAUCCUGCAGCACCUCAGCAGCUGCAGCUUCGUGGCUCUUGACUUUGAGUUCUCUGGCAUUGCCGCACAAAGACCCUUUGACUCGGCUCGCCGUGUGGCUCCUCUCCAAGAGCGAUAUGCGGACAUCAAAGAAGCCGCCGAGAAAUUCCAGAUUCUGCAGGUAGGCCUGACGAUUGCCCAUGAAGACCCUGUGUCAGGAACAUACACACUCAAGCCGUACAACGUGCAUCUCAGCCCGCUGGUCGACCCGAUACUAGGAAUCGAUCGCAUAUUCAGCAUAUCAAGUGGCGCGAUUCAAUUUCUUCUGAAAACAAACUUCAGAAUAGAUACCCCAUUCACUCAAGGCGUGCGGUACUUGACGCAAAAGGAGGAAGAGCUGGCUAUCAAAGAGGCUUGCAAACACAGUAGCCAUUCUCGAAGCGAAACAGUUGUGCAGAUGAAACUUUCCAAAAAAGAGAAUGCGGAAUCUGUGGCCUUUCUUGCUGUGGUCCGAAAGGAUAUCGAUGAAUGGGUGGCUGGCGGCGAGAGAGCGGCGGAUUACUUGAAUGUUCCAUCUCGACAAUCCAAAAUGUUCAAGGGUAAGCCCACUGUGACAAGCUUGAAUCGGUUUCAGAAGCGGCUUGUGCAUCAGCUGGUCGAAACGGAAUAUCCUUUGCUUACGACAGUUGGGAGAAACGAUUUUGUAACGAUUACGCGAUACGACGAGAAGCGAGAAGAAGGAAUUCUUCAGCAAAAGACCCAGCGUGCUGAAAAGCGUCUGAUCGAGCAGAGAGGUUUCCGAUGGAUCAUUGAAGCGCUCACGGGAGGCGAUCUUUCUCAGCUAGAGGCAAAAAUAUUCGACCCUGUGGUUCUGGAUUGUGGAAAUCUUUCUAGGGAAACAGCUGUUAAGAACUUUGCAGAGAGUCUCAAGGCAAACCUUCAAAAGAACAGACCGCCUGUUGUCGGACACAACCUUUUCACCGAUGUCGUCUACAUGUGGCAGUGUUUCUUCGGCGAACUGCCGGAUCGUGUGGAAGACUUUGUCAAGCUGGUGCAUGCCAAGUUCCCUCUACUCAUUGACACAAAAUACAUGUUCACGCAUGACUGCGGCGACGUCAACCCUAUUGCGUCGCUGGGGAGUAUGGACGAAGCUCUCAAAGGCAUCACGGAUCCAGAGAUUGUGAUUGAUGCAAAGCACACUCGCUAUCGACGAGCACAGCAUCUGCAUGAAGCCGGAUACGACAGCUUUUUAACCGCAAAGAACUUUAUCAAACAAGCCAGCCAGCUGCCCCAGGCUCGACGUCGCACGACAGCAGAACCACAAAUUCCUAAGACCAAACCAACGCAUCAACCGAUAGUAGUAGAUGUUGUGAAAAAACCAGCAGCACCUUUGAAGGGCUUGUCUUUUGCCGAGCUGCAGUCAAAGUUUGCUCAUCAGAACCUAUUCGACACGCUCCCUGAAGACACGGACAGCCCCGACGAGUCAGAUGAAACGAGCGACGAUGAGGCGAAGUUGAUUCCACCCUUUUCUUCUCCUGUUUGGAAAGUCUACGGUAAUAAACUACGCGUGUUUGGGACAAGUGAGAGAGUGUGCGCAUUGGACGGCGAGACGUGA
Molecule: messenger RNA, 1653 nt
Organism: Talaromyces rugulosus
Lineage: Eukaryota; Fungi; Ascomycota; Eurotiomycetes; Eurotiales; Trichocomaceae
Exons: 5
Coding region: 1-1653 (550 amino acids)
Biological process (GO): nuclear-transcribed mRNA poly(A) tail shortening
Cellular component (GO): cytoplasm
Molecular function (GO): poly(A)-specific ribonuclease activity; RNA binding
Source: RefSeq, a predicted model, not a curated record